AUGAAAUUUUAUCGCUCGAUUGUACAGAAAAAGGCUCAGGAGAGCAUCAACACCAGAUUAGCACUUGUCAUGAAAUCUGGUAAAUACGUCCUUGGCUAUAAGCAGACUCUGAAGUCUCUUCGUCAAGGCAAAGCGAAAUUGGUCAUCAUUGCCAGUAACACGCCGCCGUUGAGGAAAUCGGAGAUCGAAUACUACGCGAUGUUGGCGAAAACUGGCGUGCAUCAUUACACGGGGAAUAACAUCGAAUUAGGUACAGCCUGCGGUAAAUAUUUCCGUGUCUGUACGCUCUCGAUCACAGAUCCUGGCAAUUCUGACAUUAUAAAGUCCAUGCCGACUGGUGAUCAGGCGUAAUGUAAAUUUUUAAUCUAAUAAAUAAUACGAAAACAUCUUAAAAAA
Messenger RNA from Temnothorax curvispinosus, 396 nucleotides. RefSeq names its product 60S ribosomal protein L30 (gene RpL30). Gene Ontology annotation, molecular function: RNA binding; structural constituent of ribosome. The record is from RefSeq and is a predicted model, not a curated record. The transcript has 2 exons. NCBI's taxonomy places the organism in Eukaryota, Metazoa, Arthropoda, Insecta, Hymenoptera, Formicidae. Gene Ontology annotation, cellular component: cytosolic large ribosomal subunit. The coding region runs from base 1 to 351 and encodes 116 amino acids.